Danio aesculapii is the source of this 1652-nucleotide messenger RNA. RefSeq names its product STKc_CK2_alpha domain-containing protein. Gene Ontology annotation, cellular component: nucleus; protein kinase CK2 complex; cytosol. Gene Ontology annotation, biological process: protein phosphorylation. Gene Ontology annotation, molecular function: ATP binding; protein serine/threonine kinase activity. NCBI's taxonomy places the organism in Eukaryota, Metazoa, Chordata, Actinopteri, Cypriniformes, Danionidae. The record is from RefSeq and is a predicted model, not a curated record. The transcript has 14 exons. The coding region runs from base 205 to 1389 and encodes 394 amino acids.
UGAGUGAGAUCCGCCUCCGCUUCGCGCCCCCUGCAGGACCGGAGGAGCACCGCGUCUCCUCGCGCUACACCGCAGCCGCCAUAUUACCACACAGCCGAGAGGUGUUUGGAGUGUCAACCUCUUCUAAAAUCAGCACAAGAUUCCCCAAGGCUGCUCACGAGUAUACACUUUAAGCCCUGACAGGAGCAGCCAUACGUCCAGAUCAUGUCCGGCCCUGUCACGAGUCGAUCCCGCGUUUAUCCAGAUGUCAACACACAGAGACCGCGGGAAUACUGGGACUACGAGUCUCACGUCGUAGAGUGGGGGAAUCAAGAUGACUACCAGCUGGUGCGGAAACUCGGCCGAGGAAAGUACAGCGAAGUGUUCGAAGCCAUCAACAUCACAAACAACGAGAAAGUAGUCGUCAAAAUACUGAAGCCAGUAAAGAAGAAGAAAAUCAAGCGAGAAAUCAAAAUUUUGGAGAAUUUGAGAGGCGGCCCUAACAUUAUCACACUUCUAGACAUUAUCAAGGAUCCGGUGUCUCGAACUCCGGCUCUGGUUUUUGAACAUGUGAACAACACAGACUUCAAGCAAUUGUAUCAAACACUAUCAGACUACGACAUUCGGUUCUACAUGUACGAGAUCCUAAAGGCGUUGGAUUACUGCCACAGUAUGGGGAUCAUGCACAGAGACGUGAAGCCACACAACGUCAUGAUCGACCAUGAACACAGAAAGCUGCGCCUGAUAGACUGGGGUUUAGCAGAAUUUUAUCACCCCAGUCAGGAGUACAACGUCAGGGUGGCGUCUCGAUAUUUUAAAGGACCUGAACUGCUGGUGGACUAUCAGAUGUAUGACUACAGUUUAGACAUGUGGAGUUUAGGGUGCAUGUUGGCCAGUAUGAUCUUCCGGAAAGAGCCUUUUUUCCACGGCCACGACAACUAUGAUCAGCUUGUACGGAUUGCCAAAGUCCUGGGCACAGAGGACCUGUACGACUACAUCGACAAAUACAACAUUGAGCUGGACCCGCGCUUCAACGACAUCUUGGGAAGACAUUCCCGGAAGCGGUGGGAGCGGUUUGUGCACAGUGAGAACCAGCAUCUGGUGAGCACUGAAGCUCUGGACUUCCUGGAUAAACUCCUGCGCUACGACCACCAGGCCCGACUGACCGCCCGCGAGGCCAUGGAGCACCCCUACUUCUAUCCCAUAGUGAAGGACCAGGCGAGGAUGGGCUCCACUUCAGGACUGUCCACUGGCUCCACUCCGGUCAGCACGUCCAGUAUGAUCACAGCAGGAGGCGUCACGUCUCUGUCGUCGAAUCAGCCGAUGGCCAACAUGGCAGGUUCUCCAGUCAUCUCGUCUCCCAGUGCUCUCGCCACACAGGUUCCUGCCGCCGCCGGAGCGCAGCCCUGAACCUCUGUCUCUCUGCCCUGGCCCACAGUACACUAACCAGACACAGAGACUCACUUAGCUUUCUUUUUUCUUUUUUUUCUCUUUUCAUUUCUUUUUUUUUUCCAUACAAUAAUUAUAUAUUGAAGCUCGGACACACAGCAGACAGUUGUUAUGUUGCGUCAGUGUCCGGCAGUCUUUCCUGAUGAUGAUGGUGUCUAUAUAGAAGCCAAUACAGUGUAGAAAUUCUGAAAAAUGGAUAAUAAAAUUUAUUUUAUAUGUCCCUA